This is a messenger RNA of Carassius gibelio (silver crucian carp), 4570 nucleotides long. RefSeq names its product protein CBFA2T1. Gene Ontology annotation, biological process: DNA-templated transcription; negative regulation of DNA-templated transcription. Gene Ontology annotation, cellular component: nucleus. Lineage: Eukaryota; Metazoa; Chordata; Actinopteri; Cypriniformes; Cyprinidae. The transcript is spliced from 11 exons. Gene Ontology annotation, molecular function: transcription corepressor activity. The record is from RefSeq and is a predicted model, not a curated record. Bases 393 to 2162 code for a protein of 589 amino acids.
CACAGCUUCUCCAAGCAGUCGGACGGGCGUUAGAAGCUCUUCGGAAGAAACCGUUUUCCCCAAUACUUCAAUUUUCUCUAAAUAUUCCUGACGCACACUAGGAUCAAACGUUUUCGUGUGUUUCGUGUUCAUGUAUUCGGACAGUUGAAGGAAAACGAGUUGAGCUCGAGACACGCACAGCAUCCUUCUCUUGUCAAGUUGAGCCUCAUCCGAGCCUCGGGCUCACUGCCCUUCAGCACACUGGAGCGCUUCUAGCACUGUGCACUGGAGUUUGACGGACACAUUUUCUUCUUCGUCUUGGAAGUAUUCGUUUAAGACUGAGAAACAUCGCUAAAUAUAUCGACCGGACUCAAGGACAGGGAAUUAUUUUUUCUCUCACAACGCGGUUACGCAUGGUGGGAAUUUCUACCUCUUUUCAGUAUCGCACUGAGAAGCGCUCCACUAUGCCUGACUCACCUGCUGAUGUGAAAACACAGUCCAGGUUAACUCCGCCCACCAUGCCUCCUCCCCCAACCACACAGGGAGCUCCCAGGACCAGCUCCUUCACCCCCACUGCGUUAACGAAUGGCACCAGUCACUCUCCCACUGCAUUGAAUGGAGCUCCAUCUCCACCCAAUGGUUUCAGCAAUGGGCCUUCAUCAUCAUCAUCAUCCUCGUUGGCCAAUCAACAGCUGCCACCGGCCUGUGGUGCAAGGCAGCUCAGCAAGCUCAAACGCUUUCUCACGACACUACAGCAGUUCGGCAAUGACAUCUCACCUGAGAUAGGAGAACGAGUGCGUACCCUGGUGUUGGGGCUUGUGAACUCCACUCUAACCAUUGAGGAAUUCCACUCCAAACUGCAAGAAGCGACCAACUUCCCACUCCGACCUUUUGUCAUCCCCUUUUUGAAGGCCAACCUACCGCUACUGCAGAGGGAGCUGGUGCACUGUGCACGACUGGCCAAGCAGAACCCGGCUCAGUAUCUCGCCCAACAUGAGCAACUCCUGCUGGACACAAGCACCACGUCACCUGUCGACUCGUCUGAACUCUUGAUGGAUGUCAACGAGAAUGGCAAGAGAAGAACGCCUGACAGAACCAAAGAGAACGGCUUUGAGCGGGAGCCGCUCCACCCUGAGCACCCCAACAAGAGGCCUUGCACUAUAAGCCCUGGCCAGCGCUUCAGCCCCUCCAACGGGAUCUCCUACCAGCCGAACGGCCUGCCGCACCCCACCCCGCCCCCUCCACAGCACUACCGUCUGGACGACAUGGCCGUGGCACAGCACUAUAGAGAUUCCUACCGCCACCCAAACCACCGCGAGCUCCGCGACCGCCCUCGACCGCUGGGGAUGCACGGCAGCACUCGUCCGGAGGAAGUCAUAGAUCACAGACUUACAGACAGAGAAUGGGCAGAAGAGUGGAAGCACCUUGACCAUGUAAGAAAACUCCUGAACUGCAUUAUGGAUAUGGUGGAGAAGACACGGCGCUCUCUGACAGUGUUGCGUAGGUGCCAGGAGGCUGACCGGGAGGAGCUCAACUACUGGAUCCGUCGUUACAGCGAUGCUGAAGAUAUUAAAAAGACAAGCAGCUCCAGCAGCAGUCAGUCCAGACAGCAGAGCCCCGCCAGUCAAGAAAGUAAUGCUUUAGACAUCCAUCGGGAGAUCCUUCACAGACCUGUGUCUGGAUAUGUCCCUGAAGAAAUCUGGAAGAAAGCCGAAGAGGCUGUGAAUGAGGUGAAGAGGCAGGCCAUGUCUGAGUUGCAGAAAGCUGUGUCAGAGGCCGAGCGCAAGGCCCACGAGAUGAUCAGCACUGAGCGAGCCAAGAUGGAGCGCACGGUGGCAGAGGCCAAGAGACAAGCGGCAGAGGACGCGCUGUCAGUCAUCAACCAGCAGGAGGACUCUAGUGAGAGCUGCUGGAAUUGCGGGCGGAAGGCGAGCGAGACAUGCAGCGGCUGCAACACGGCGCGUUACUGUGGUUCCUUCUGCCAGCACAAGGACUGGGAAAAGCACCACCACGUAUGUGGCCAGACUCUGCAGGCUCAGCAGCAGGGCGAGACCCCCGCUACCGUCAGCUCCUCAGCCACCCCCAGCAGCGGCGCCGGCAGCCCCGCGGACACACAAUCCGUCGCUACUCCUCGCUCAGUCACGCCCGGCACACCCUCCACCAUAGAGUCCACGCCGCGCUAGAGCCCCGGGAGGGCCAUACUAGAUGCCUCAGCCAACCAGGGACUGACUCACCUGCCUAACUUGCUCCAAAAUGCUAAAUCUAGCACACUAACAAAGAGAGAAAACUGUACUUAGGGCGAUCACCCACAGGAGGUCCAUUUCGGGUCAUAUUGACUUGCCAUGAUAGAGAACGCAAAGAUAUUCUUUGUUUGAAAUUCUCAUUGUUCUUUAUUGUCACUACAGCUAUUAUCGAUUACUGUUGAUAAUGUCUUUUAUUGUUGUUAUGGCUCUCUUACAUUCUUGUAAAUAAGAAGACAAAUGAAGUAGACAGCCAGGACCUCUCAAUGAGUAUUUGACCUCCACUUCGUUCCGUUUGUUUGUCUGUUUUUUUUUUUUUUUCUCCUUCAUUCCGAUCUUAAAGCUCUUUAUCCAGUAGCUGGGAAAUGAAACUUUUUGACCUCAUUAAAAGACACUUUAAAUGACAAAAACCAAGGAAAUACUUCAUAGCUGAUGAAAGCAAAGACUAAGAAUAUUAUUAAGACAAAAAGACAUGCCAUGGACGGCAUCUGUGUUGGACGUGGUGGAGUAGACGGCGGGCUGAACUCUGCAGAUGUGCAGCAGAUUGUGAAGGAACGCAGAUGUUCGUCCAUCUUCUGCAAGAUAAUAUCCAGGUCAAUGGUCUGAGAAAUAAAAAGCUGUUUCACUGAGGAAUGUAGGGGCGAGGAGGGCCCGUGCUGGAUGUUGAGUACCGCACCACAUAAUGAAGGAUGCGCUCUGAGCCCUGAUCCCAAAUCAACUCCAUCUGCUCCCAAAACAGGAAGUGAAGUCAUGGGCCCACCAGAGCAGGACUGUCAGAACCUCACUAUGACAGCCGCUGGGAAACAAAGGGCUGAGAAAUUACCUAGAAAUCCCAGGCUUUUGGAGCCAGCCCAGAGCUCCUCCUAUCCUCGAAUCCCACCAUCAGUCCUCGUUCUGAUUCUUUUUGCCCUUCUAGAUCUCAUCGUGUUAAACACUUGUGUCCUGUGCCGCCUCCAAUGGUUAUUUAUUGUACAUGUGCUGGACAAUUUUGACGACGCAUUAAUAGUUUAAACCACGAUCACAACUUUUUAGUCUUUCUAGUUGCAAAAAGGAAGAACAUAAUUUCUCUUUUUUUUCUCUCUCUCUCUCUCUCUGGCAAGCUGCUUUUCUAUUCGUAUGUGUUUGUGCUAGUCCCCUUGUAAUUCUCUAAGAAGAAAAAACACUUUUCCCAUUGUCCUCGAAAGACAGACGCUAUCUCUCAGAGCUGCUACUUCAGUCUCAUUCAGAUGUUUUUCUGAGAACUAGCAUGUUACAUGGAAUGCUAACAUAAAUGUUUUUGUACAUGGGACGUACAUAAAUGUAUUUGCACUGUCACGUUUUCUCUCAGCAUGCUUUUUUUGGCAGAAUGGAGCCUCACUUCAUAGGUUAUCUUUGGAGUGCUUCGUUACUUAUCUGUGAUUUUCUUUUCUUGUAAAAAAAAUGUAGAAAAUCUAUGGGAAAAAAAGAGAAAAAAGAAAACGGAAGUAUCACAAUCUGCUUUUGUUAAGAUUUUUUUUCUAAACAUUUUGCUUUGGAUAGUUAAGGACAGUGCAUGCAUUUGCAUACUGAACGCUAUGGUGUGUGUUGUUUUUGUUUUCUACAAAAAAAAAAAAAAGGAAAAAUACAAAAAUUGAAAAUACACUAAGAAACUAACUUUCCAAAAGCAGAGGUGAAAAACAGACAGCUUUAACACUGCAGAGCACCAGGAUACACAGUAUUACAGAAAAAUUAACAUGGAAGACAGCCAAAGACAGACAUGAAGGACCAAAACAUGAUUUUAUCCAAGAUUUAAACAUGACAAAAGAGACAUUCUUGUUUUCUCAACGUGUUUAUCAGGGGAAGCCACAUUGAGCAAUGUUUCCAUUCGAAAACCUUUAACUCUCCCCUGUCCAGAGCCAAGACCAGCCCUGUUCAGCUCGUAGGGAGGAGGAGCCACUCCAAACCAUGCAGCAGUUCCUAAGGAAAGAGGGUUUCACGUGUGGAUGAUGCGGUCUGAAAGAUUGAGCAAUAAUCGAACAGGUGCAGGGUGAGGUUUCAUGACCAUUUUAUUGUCAUCGUUUUUCCUAACGUAUCAUUCCUAGAAAACGGAUUUGUCAUGAGAACGUCGCUCCACAAGGCAACCAGCCCAACCGAACCGAAGCUCUUCUCGUUCAUGAAUGGCGCAUAACCAAACCUUCAAGUGUUUCAGCUCAAGAUAAAAAGCCAUGUGAGACUCUAAAACUAAACAACCUCAUCAAUGGCUUAAAAGGAAGAGGGGUCUAAAUGGGCACUUAACUGCACUCUGACGGCUCACGUCCCCCAAACCAUGGUGCUAAACUCUGCAUUUGAGGAGUGGCUGGCUCUGGAUGCACUCCAGGCAUGCUAUGGUUAAA